This is a messenger RNA of Echinostoma caproni, 315 nucleotides long. The record is from the annotation of a GenBank genome assembly. Lineage: Eukaryota; Metazoa; Platyhelminthes; Trematoda; Plagiorchiida; Echinostomatidae.
GAAAAGAACGAACCACUAACCGAGUUGAUAAGCUAUUUGAUCGUUUCACGUGGAGAUUGGCGACGGCAUCAGACUCCCGUGGUGGAUGCGGAGCCCGCAUAUCUUCCUCGUUUGGUCUCUUAUCAUGUUGGACAUGGAACGAAUGUGACUCACGACAUUUGCCUUCCCAACGGCUCAGUGGAGCGCGUCAUGUUCCCUAAGCGACAGACUGAUAAAUCUUUGUAUUACUUCUUGAAACACGCUCACGCGGGUGAUCUGGUGCCCUGUGAACCAGUGGUCGAAUCAGAGGCGGUCGAAAUGGAACCGGAUGAGUAA